AUGAGCCGUGGAAAGAACGCCUACAAACGAGGAAACAAGACAUUGGCCUGGUAUCUAGGAGAGAAACUCUUGGACAAGGUGGACACUCAAGGUGGGUUCGCGCUUUCUAGUUUGUAGAAUGGGUUUAGUUCUGGUUUCCCGGAAAUUCUUGGAGAAUUUCGCUGGUACAUAAAAUCUCUAAAAUAAAUCUUUUGUGAUGGAUAAUGCAAAGGGGUCUUCUACUCCUAAUUAAUUAGGAGAUUGCUCUCUUCUGUCCCGUGAAUCUUGAAUCCCUUCCGAUUACCUUGACCUUUUUGUCCUUUUGUGUUGCACUUUGCCAGUCACAUGGUCUGCCGGGAUAUCCUUUUUUUAUCCGAAUGCACUUUCAUUGAACUUUUUAGAUAAUUCCGGGAAUAUUCCUAUUUCGGGAGGAGCACGGUGCCGUUAGUACCAUGCCGAGAAUGCAAAGUGCAACCCUUUUUUGAGCGUAAUUCUGUACUCUAUUAGACUCCCAUUGCUGCACUUAAGACUUAGUGCAGAUGGGAGGGUCCGAACUUUGAGCAUUUGUUCUCGAAAAGUGCAUAUCGUGGACAAUUCCAGCAUACAAAUUCUUAUUCCUCAUUCAUUCCAGAUAUCGAGGUGGACCCGAAACGCAAGAAUUCUGUGGAUUCAGAAUCCUCGAUGAACUCGAUGCAUGUGAAUCAAGAGGCCGAGCCGCGGCCCAAGAAGGAGAAGAAGCCCCGGCAGAAUCGACGACGUAAUGUCUCCGAGCAGUCGGAUAAGAUCGAAGAGACCUUCGAAUCGCCCGAGCCUCAGACGACUCCGGAGCCAGUCAAAGAGAGCUACUGGUACUACGAUCAGACUUCGGAUGGGUUCUACUACGAACACAAUGGAUCCAGAGGAUGGAGAAAGAGGAACCCGAAGCUCCAUGGGAAUCCUCCCACCAAUCUGCAGAAGAAGACUUUUGAGACCGAACCGAAUGAGACGCCUGCUCCACAGACCAUCGAGAAGGUAAGCAUCCAAUUACACUACUAAUUAGAGUAAUGAGUGGGUACCUAGAAUUCAGUGAUUCUGCGAGGGAACCCUUUAUACUGUAAUUUCCCCCUUUUUUCUUUUGCAGUAAAAAUUCAUUUAGAAAUGAGAUUAGCCGGGGAUUAGUCAUCAGUAUAAUAAAAUUUCUACUUUUAUUUUUUCCGACUCCACAUCAUUUUGUCCGACGUAAAAGGCAAGGAGCACUUACGUCUGACCCUAAGUUGUGAACUAAUAACACGCAAUUCCACGUCAAUUCACGUCUAUUUUUGCUCAAUAUUAGUUCUUUUCAGAAGGUGUAUGUGCCAGUGCCGGUUCCAGUGUUCCCGACCCAGGCAUCCAGCAAAUUGUUUAAUCAGGCAGCCCAACCUGCGACUCUUCCCAACAUCAAGUGAGUAAUUCUUAUUUUUUUAUUUGUCUCCCGGUUAGACUUUGUUUUUCGGUAUGAUUCAUAACCAACUCAUGUUUUUUAAAAGUUGAGUUUUGAACUCUUGGAGGUUAAUCGAGAUUUUGUAUUCGGGUUUUUUCGGAGGAAUCGGAAAUGUUGUUUAUAGUACGAUUUUUACCUUAUACUGGAGGGUAAUUACUGACUAUUUCCUGUUUUUAGGUAUUACGAUCCUUCAACUGAUGGAUUCUUCUAUGAGAUGGCGUCGGUGAACGGAUGGACUCGCAGACGACCGUCCAGUUCACAGAUCGGUCAAAAGGCGGAUGGGUCUUCAAUGGCCAGGGAGAUGACCAAUCAUGAGGUCGAGGAGCUGGUCUUGAGCAAGGUCGAUGCGAAUGGAGCCCCCAAAUUGAACAUUGCGAUGGCCCAACUCUUGGCCAGACAAAUGUCGAAGAACCAACAGAACCAGCAGACAGUUGACGACUAUCCGUCUUCUUCGUCAACGGUCUCAUCAACACAUUCGGAUGACGUCACUCCCCCUCCACCAUCGGUUCAGAAUCCGAAUACGCAAAAGGAUUUGAAUGUGGGAUCAUUCGAAGAACCCUACGAGUUUUAUUGGAGCGAUAAUGAGAAGAAUGAGAAGGGUAUUGAACCUGCAUCAUCAACUUCCAGUGUCGAUGAAUUCGUGAAGCCCAAUCCAUUGAGUGCAUUCUUCGGAGAAAUGUGUUUGGAAGAUCAGAACAGACCUUUGAGGCCCGAUUCUUUGAAGUGAGUUUACUUUUGUUUACUUGAUUUUACAUAAAUUAUGAUUGUUUUGUCAAUACUGACGGGUCCUUUUCAGAAUCAAAAAUCAGCUGAAUGCUGGGAAUGAUAAGCGACUUCCACGUUUCAACGUCGACCAAUUCAUCGCCGAUUUGCCCAUGGGAGACGCGGACCACUUCCUGAACAAUCUGAAUUCCCUGGCUACUCCAUUGUCGUUGGAUUCUCCAGCUCAUUUCAGUCAUUUCCCCACAAAGGACUCGCCUUUUAUGACUCCAGUUGUAAAUCAGAAGGAAGCCGGCUGGAACAGGAUGGAUCACGCUUCUCUUGACUUAGAACGUGGACUCCGAGACCUCGAGAGAUUCUGGAAUUGA
Molecule: messenger RNA, 2526 nt
Organism: Bursaphelenchus xylophilus (pine wood nematode)
Lineage: Eukaryota; Metazoa; Nematoda; Chromadorea; Rhabditida; Aphelenchoididae
Source: the annotation of a GenBank genome assembly